Molecule: messenger RNA, 999 nt
Organism: Cebus imitator (Panamanian white-faced capuchin)
Lineage: Eukaryota; Metazoa; Chordata; Mammalia; Primates; Cebidae
Exons: 3
Coding region: 1-951 (316 amino acids)
Biological process (GO): translation
Cellular component (GO): ribosome; cytosolic large ribosomal subunit
Molecular function (GO): large ribosomal subunit rRNA binding; structural constituent of ribosome
Source: RefSeq, a predicted model, not a curated record
AUGAGAACAGCUAGGACUGCAGUGACAGUCCUCGAUCAGAAACAUAGUGAGGGCAGACCCCGAGAAAAAGGUACAAGGUGCUUGCUAUCCGUGGGGCACAAAGAGAAAGCCCACGAGCAGGCAAAGGUAGCUGGACUUCCAGAACAAUUCCUCAGUCUCUUCUCAGGUCAGUCCGCAUUGACAGCCACUUCCCAGCUGGCCGUGCACGGCAGCUGGACAAACAGGCUGCUCCUGCAGCAGGUGUUUGAGGCAGGCUACCCCUUGCUAUGGGGAAGCUGUGUAGAAGGGUUGCCACUCUCAUUUCCUGUCCCUGCCCUACCCCUUCAGAUGAGGACCAAGCACCAGGAAUCUUGUGAUGCCCUCCAUGCACAACUUCAGACACCAAGUUGGCCCCAGGAAAUCAAGCUGGGCUUUCGGCUUUCGGCUCCGAGGAGGCUAAGGUGCAACCUUCUUCGGUCGUCCCGAAUCCGGGUUCAUCCGACACCAGCCGCCUCCACCAUGCCGCUGAGGUGCACUGGGGGUGAAGUUGGUGCCACUUCUGCGCUUGCCCCCAAGAUCGGCCCCCUGGGUCUGUCUCCAAAAAAGGCUGGUGAUGACAUUGCCAAGGCAACGGGUGACUGGAAGGGCCUGAGGAUUACAGUGAAACUGACCAUUCAGAACAGACAGGCCCAGGUGCCUUCUGCCUCUGCCCUGAUCAUCAAAGCCCUUAAGGAACCACCAAGAGACAGAAAGAAACAGAAAAACAUUAAACACAGUGGGAAUAUCACUUUCGAUGAGAUUGACAACAUUGCUCGACAGAUGUGGCACCGAUCUUUAGCCAGAGAACUCUCUGGAACCAUUAAAGAGAUCCUGGGGACUGCCCAGUCUGUGGGCUGUAAUGCUGAUGUCCGCCACCCUCACGAUGUCAUAGAUGACACCAACAGUGGUGCUGUGGAAUGCCCAACUAGUUAAGAAGCACAAAGGAAAAUAUUUCAAUAAAGGUCAUUUAACAACUGGUGG